AUGGCAAGUGCAAUCGAUAGGACCAGCUUGCGCAAACAGACACGAAGGAAGCGUACCUCGUACCGUGAGCCAGACAGUGACCCUGAGGGCGAGUCUGACUUUGAGGCACCACCUCCGCGACGAUCACUCCCCGUUCGAGCUGUGCGAGCCUUUCGAGAUGCCUACCACGCCGCAGAAGAUGAUAGCGAAUCCUCGAGUUCAAAUGAGGAACUUCCACUACCUACACGAUCGAGUGCCCGGUCACGACUGCCGAAGCGCCAGACUCGGAGUACUGCUGCAGCAAGUGCGAAGCGGAAGGCACUGAGCCAAUCGACUGCUCCUCUUCGCAACACCAGUUUUCAGAACUUCAAGAGACAGAAGACUUCACAUCCCGUACCACUCAAAAAACUUAUCAUACCAGUCGUCAAUGUACCACGGCAUGGUCGCAUACCCGAAUGGCAAAACCUGCCCUACUAUGUGCUAGUGAAGGUUAUGCAAUAUGCUGCUUAUCCUCUAUACAUUGGUGCUUCAAGAGAUACUGGCUCUGCUCGAUGGUUACUCAGUACAAGUCAACUAUGCACAUCUUUUCACGAUGCCUGUAUAGGCGCUUUAAUGUACAACCCACCUAUAUUUCCUGCCCACCGUGCGAACUGGCUUGUCGAUCUACUCAAAGCAAGCGCUCGAGAUUACGAUGUUAGCGCCGAGCGCACCUCUGCCAUAAGCAGGAAGAAGUUGUCAUUGGAUUACAGACCAAAAGUGAAGAGUUUGGACAUUGAGGCUAAACAGAUUCUGGUUAAGAAAGCUGGCAUAGAUCUUGAAGAGCUGCUGAGAUACACUCCCUUGCUGAAGAAAUUGCGCAUCUACCACAAUUACGAUGCAUGGUCGAAGAGAUAUACUUGGGCUUUGCCUUCACAUGCUCGGUCUGCUGGUCGAUGGUCAUACGGUAACCUCUUUCAAGUCCUCGAUCAGAACAAGAUCGUCCUCGACACCUUUGAAUGGAACGGCAGAUUCCUGUUGGAGGAUCCACUUCUAUCUACCUUGCACGAUGUGUCUCUGCACUCCAAGUCCUUGAGUCGCCUCCGUUCGCUGACUAUGCGCAACCUCAGCCUACCAGAUAUCGCUGUCCUGAACGAGACGAUUGCAAGAGACAACAUUCCGCCGGGUCAAGAUGGUCAGGAUGUUGACAAUAAACCCGCGCGCUUGAUCAGCUGGAGAAGAAAAGUAAUUGCAGCAUUGCAAGCAUCUUCCGAGCUGAGAGAGGUCGCGUUUCAUGAUUCCAACAUUAUCGAUGAUGAGACCCUGAAAGAAUUCCCUUCUGGUCUGCAAAAGCUGGAGGUAUGCGAUUGUGCUUGGAUUAAGAGUGAAGGUUUACAAGAUUAUCUUCGAACCAAAGGCAUCAGCCUGACCACUCUUGUACUUCAAGGAAACCAGUCAAUGAGCUUGUCCUUCAUGAGCAAUCUACAGACAACAGCACCACGUCUUCAAGUGCUCGAGGUCGAUUUGACCUAUCAUGAUCCUACCAGCUAUAAGGACACCGAACCCCUAUUCGACGAGUUGAUGUCUGCUGGUCGACCUUCAUGGCCUUCAACAUUGCAAUCAAUCACCAUUGGUCCUUUGCGGAACCUUACAGCCGAAGACGCAGAGAACUUUUAUCAGUCUCUCGUCGACGCUGCCGUUAACCUGCCUUAUCUUCGAGUACUCCAGCUGAGGACAAUCCUUAAUGUCUCGUGGCGAGAUCGAGCUAGCCUUCGACAGAAGUGGGCUGGCCUGUUCGACAAAACCUUCCAUGUCAAUUCCAACCACGAUGUUUCUCCACCCUCAGCUUCCAGUUCAGAUUCUGAGAGGUCAAGUCGUAAGAGCAGUCGACUCACCUCAGCGCCACUCAAGCCGAAGCAGUUCAGUAUCGCAAGAUACCAAGGCAGAUGCCACACCCUACUGUUCGAGCUCAGCGAUCAGCGGCCGGCCCAAGACCAAUACACCGAAGGUGACUUCCUUGAUAUUGAGCCGGAAGAAGACGAAGAUGGGGAGUGGAAUGGCAAAGAUAUUGCGCUGCCAGCAUAUUCAGCUCGACGAUAUGCUUGGUAG
Lithohypha guttulata is the source of this 2064-nucleotide messenger RNA. RefSeq lists its product as uncharacterized. Lineage: Eukaryota; Fungi; Ascomycota; Eurotiomycetes; Chaetothyriales; Trichomeriaceae. The record is from RefSeq and is a predicted model, not a curated record. The transcript has a single exon. The coding region runs from base 1 to 2064 and encodes 687 amino acids.